Rubroshorea leprosula is the source of this 1690-nucleotide messenger RNA. The record is from the annotation of a GenBank genome assembly. NCBI's taxonomy places the organism in Eukaryota, Viridiplantae, Streptophyta, Magnoliopsida, Malvales, Dipterocarpaceae.
CCUGGCUUGGCUUGUGUUCGGUGGACCCAGUAUCGAGCAGCCUUCCCUUGCCAAAAUUAUCUCCAUGGCUCAUGACCGAGAAGAACAAUCCAUGCCAACCGGAUCUGUUUCCAUGGCCAGUUUAAAGGCCACUCAUUGCUUAAAAUCACCCCCACCAGAUUUGGUUAAACUCUUUCAAAACCAAAAUCUUCAAAAUGAUGUGGACCGGGUACUCCAGCAACAAAAACCAUGCCAUUCAAAUCAAAAUUUCAUACCUCAUAAAAAAUCUCAGAUUUUGGAUCCUUAUUUUGUGUCUCAUCCACCGGCCUCUCUUGCCUCCAUUUACCCAUAGCCCAAAGAACAUCUUCUCCCCUUUCAAGUAAAACCUGAUUGGAGUAAAUGGGUUGGUUCUUUUGGAGCUUGGCCGUCUUGGCGGAAAUCAGAAUGGACUGACUGGAUAAACCGUCUGGAACCUGCUGUUGGUUAAAUUUGGAGAGAUGCAGGCAUGUUUGAAUUUAUACAACUCACCAAAUGCAGAUUCAUCAUGGACAAACCGGUCCUGGGUGCGGCUUUGUUAUUUUGGUCUAGCUCUUUCAAUUGUUUUCAUUUUCCCUGUGGAGCCAUGUCUGUGAGUCUUUUUUAUGUUAGCUCAUUAACCGGAUUGCCCUGUACUGGAGAAGAAAUUUCAGCAUUGUUAACCUUGCCUCCAGGUGUUGAGUACAAUGUAGAGUUGAAGCCUUUUUAUCCAGCCUUUGUGAGGUCUGUCUAUGAUAAAAGUAAGCCUGUCAGUGUUGAUGAGCAUAUUUCAUUUUUGCUUAUUUUGAUUUGCAAAUAUAUAGUCUGCUCUGCUGGUAAAGAUCCACUAAAGAGUUUAUUCCUUUAGCUGCUGUUUUAGCUGCUGCUUUAGCUUAUGGUAGACAAAUGGCUCUGGUCCUUUUUUGCUUGUUCAUUUGUAUAGUAGUUGCCAGGAUAUUACGGCUCAACAAGGAUGAGACAGGAGCUAGGGCUGGAAAAUAAGAAUACAACCACAACUGCAAAACCCAAAGCGGUCCACCACUAAUGACUAAGGGGUGAGCCGUGAUAUAUUGGUAACUCCUAUACAAAUGAGCAAGCAAAAAAGGACCCAGAGCCAUUUGUCUAUCAUAUGUUAAAGCAGCAUCUAAAGGAAUAAAUUCUUUAGUGGGACCUUUACCAGCGGAGCAGACUAUAUAUUUGCAAAUCAAAGUAAGCAGAAAUGAAAUAAUAUGUUUACUUUUAUCAUAGGCAGACCUCACAAAGGCUGGAUAAGAGGGCUUCAACUCUACAUUGUACUCAACACUUGGAGGCAAGGUUAACAAUGCUGAAAUCUCUUCUUUAGUAUAGGGCAAUCCGGUUAACGAGCUAACAUCAAAAAGGCUUGGAAGAGUUUAUUUUAAAUUGCAGGAAGGCAUCCCUCCCUUUUGCAAAUCGUCUGAAGGCGCAAAUUUCAUUUUAAUCCAAUGUUCUUCCUGCCAUCUGCAAAGAGGUCGACCGUAGGAAGGAGAGGGUCGUUGGGAAAGUCUUCUUUUCUUACUUUCAGCAAAGUAAGUAGUAUGCCCGCAUUCAAAUUUCACACGUGCGAGGCCACUAGAGGAUUUUUGAGGAAACAACUACUGAUUAUAUACAAACACAACUUUCACCAGUUGUUUUUCUAAAAAGAAAGAACUUGUAUCAUCGUAUCACCUAUAAUUUA